AAUAGUCCUGCAAAUUCCGAAGUCUGUUGCACAAUAUAGUAGGCACUAGAAGGUAGACGGUAGUUUAUAUUAUUGCUAGCGGAAAGGGAUUUAGAUACCUUUUGAUUUGGAAGUAUUAUGAAAGGCUACUCGACACUUGAGUAUCGUAGCUGAUAUCUCAUUAAUAUCAGCUACUGUCUAAAUCGCUAUUAAUAGCGAUUUCCGCUUUCACUUUCAAUAUCGGGUCAGUAAGACGAUGAGUACCUUGUAUAAUCUCUGGCGAUAAACGUCCUUCAGUUGAUUCAACUCUCCCUUUAACGCCUCAGAAGGCUGAGCAUCACAUGUCGAGGUUUUUCGAACCAUUUGAAAAUUGGCUAUAUUUAGUUACUAACCGUGCAUCUACAAAGUAAUUUUACUGCAUUGGAAAUGGUUGACCUAAGUGAAAAGGAUCUUAAUGAUGUUCACGAAAUGUUCCUACUGUUUGACACAAAAGGAGAUGAAAAAAUCGAGGCGAAAGAUAUUGGCGAAGUUGUGCGUGCAAUGGGUCUAAAUCCAACAGAGUCGGACAUUGGAAAAUAUGGCUAUCAAAAUAAUCCAAACGAACGUAUCAGUUUCGAAUCAUUCGUUCCAAUUUAUCAUGGUUUAUUAAAAGAACAAGUGGAAGUGGAUCAAGAAACGUUUAUUGAGUCGUUUCGUGUAUUUGAUAAAGAAGAUAAUGGAUUAAUUAGUGCAGCUGAAUUAAGACAUCUACUAACAGCACUAGGUGAAAAACUACGAGAUGAUGAAGUAGAUGUAUUAUUAUCUGGUUUAGAAAAUAGUCAAGGUCUUGUACCAUAUGAAGCUUUUGUACAACGUGUUAUGAGUUAAGACCAACCUUCAUUCUGAACCCGUAAAUCAUUAAAGUACCCUAUUCAACAGAAAUCGUUGAGGAUGUUCUCCAGAAGUAAGCAUUGUGACUAUCAACUAUUCAACCAAAUGGAACACGAAACAUCAUCUGAAACAUUCAACGGAGGUAGACAUAAAUCAUCUCCAUUAUUUCGAAAUAUUCCUUGUCACCAAGAUUUAGUAAACUGUCAAUCCUUAUUCCGUUCAACUUAUCCAACUCCUUUAAUUUAGAUAAAUGUUUGUUCGUAUACUAAGCCUUGAACUACACUUUGCAUUUGACAGCUAGUGAUACUACCGUCCGACUCUCCAAACCGAAGUAGUUACUUUGGUCGAAUCUGCUUGUAAUAUAUUGGUUGCAAGCUGAUUACCUUUUAACCGUUUUACUCUAUGUACAUUAGCGUAUUUCUAUGCUAAACCCAAUUAUGUAGUAUCGUAGUUUAUUUUAGUACACAUGGUGUUUCUAAUUUUAGAUACAUUUUAAUAAUUAACCAGAACUAUUCACUUAUUGAUCGAAAAAACUCAUUCUACUGCUUAUUUCUCUCUCUUGCACAAGUUUAUGUCAAUGUGGGUGUUAAACUACUAGCCUGUUAAUAGAAGUAGCGUAUAAAAUACAAAUUUCAAAUGAGAAUAAAAUAUGCAAAUGAUUCUCAAUCAAUAAUCACAUAUAAUCAAACCAUUAGACAAUUAGAAAGUAUUCACCAUUCUUACGGUGACAACAAACAGAAUACUGACUUUGUUGAAUGUACAUGUGUGUGUGUCUCUGUGUAUAUCAUCUUGUGUAUGAUCUUAUCUGUUGAUUUCCAGAGAAUACACGUGCCUAGAAUUACACCAGGAAUACACUCUGUAGAUUUUAUCAGAUGCUUUGUUAAGUGUAUACUUCUUUAUCACAAAAUUCAAUAUAUAUUUUAGUAUUUCCUGCGAAUUGUGAGUAUAUAGGGUUUAAAUUUGCAAUCUGUUGAUUGAAAAUCUAGUGUUUUAACCUCUCAUCCACUAUCACUCAUUUUAACUAUUCUAUAACGUAAUGGACACAACAGAGAUAUAGUUUGCCUUUUAUAAUAUAAGCAAUAUUUUCGAUGCACAAAACUUUCGAAAAUACUACAAAAUCAUCAGACGAUAGAAAAAUAGAACUUUGAAAUUGUUGUGUUCUUUGAGCUGGAUGAUUUAAUAGUGAAACUUCCACUAUCCUUCCAAACAACAUUAUCAACAUGUACUUAAAAGAGGAGUGAGGUAUUAGAAAACUGUCCACGAUUAACCAACAGCUUAUUCGGUUGAAAUGUAACUUAUUUGAUUAUUCAUAAUCAUGUCGUCGUAUGGCCAACUUUGUAUGCUUUCGGUACUAACAUAGUGAGAAAAACCACCCAUGUAUGUUUACCCUAUGACUAUUACUUUGUUUUCCCUUAUGUGUAUCGUUUCUUCCAUUGUAAUAUGUAUUCGCAGAUAAUUUGUUCAGCUUAUGGUUGGAUUGCAACAAUUAUUAUUGCUACUAUUAUAACUAUUACUGUUAUGAUUAUUACAUUGUUUAUAAUUUCCAUUUGUGCUCAUCUAGUUCUAUUUGUCUUAGAUUGUACUAUUUUGGAAAUUCUUAGUUAGAACAUUAAUUCGAACACUUCCGAUUAUCCUACUUGGGUCACGAUGGAGUCAAAUCUUGGACAGUUGGAUAUUAAUUCAAGUGAGGAUGACUUUGAAGACUACAUGGAGCGGUUCGAAAUCUGGUGUAUGAUUAGGAAACAUAAUAAAUAUUAUCAAUUUACAGGUUGUUUCCUGACGUUUAUUGUCAGAGAAGCUUAUAACCUGCUAAUGAAUCUGGCUUUUCCAAAGACACCAAUGUCAUUAACACAUGGAUCUCUCAAGGAAUUUCUACUUAUUCAUGUGCAGUGUGCUAACUUUAAUGCACGGAGAAAGAUAGAAGUUUCAUAAAAUAAUAUGAUAAAAUGAUCAGAAGGUCCAAGACUUUGAAUUCGAAACAGGCCGUGAAAUGCAAUUUUGGAGACCAACUGGAAACUCAACUUUGUGAUUGGUUGAUUUCUGGGGUAAAUAUUACGAAUUUAGAAAGAGAAUUAAUCCAAAAAUCUGAAAGUUUAUUCCAAAAAUUAAAACAGCAUUUCUUAACUAAGAAACAGUAAAUGAGCUUGUUUUCCAGUCAGUGACUUUUAAUAAAAAUAAUAUAAUUGUAAUAUCCCAAUGAGUAGAAAGAUGAUUUUGUUCUUAGAUUUUCUGACGCUUCGUGAUUCAAUGUGAUCUACUUCAGAGAAUAGCACUUUACGUAGUCGUCAUGAUGAAAUACAUUAUGAAUGUCGCUCAAGCUCGUGUUUGUUCAAUAAUGGUUCCAAUUCUAGUGAAAAUUUCAAAAUGAUUCAAAAAAG
This is a messenger RNA of Schistosoma mattheei, 3227 nucleotides long. The record is from the annotation of a GenBank genome assembly. Lineage: Eukaryota; Metazoa; Platyhelminthes; Trematoda; Strigeidida; Schistosomatidae.